AUGCACAUACAACCCAUCACCUUUACCUGAUUACUAUUACAACCGUCACAUGGUCACUUUUCCUCCAGAGCAACUGCACUAUAUAUCUGAGUACGAGCUAGAUAGUGAUCAUGGCUGGACCAGAUGAAGAGUGGUAUGUGGAGCCUUCGAGCUGGAAUUUUGUCAUUACUCCAGUGUCCAUCAUCUCGUUCAUUAUCGCACUGAUACUGCCGAAACUUCUGAGCCCGCUUGCUUGUGGUAUUUUUCAACCUCGUACCAAAAACAUCCCGCCGAAGCUGCAGACCCAUUUCCAUACCCUCAUAAGUUCAACCAUCCAUGCCAUCGUCGUGACUGUGAUUGAUGUGUAUCUUAUCCUGUCUGGAUCUCUGGGAACAAACUAUAUUUUCUCGAAAAACUCUCUGGGAUUCGCAAGCUUGCAAUUUUCAUUGGGAUACUUUGUUGGUGAUUUCAUUGUCUGUUUUAUGGAUCCCUACCUUCGCUCUGACAUGGGCAGUAUCUCACAUCAUGUUACAGGACUGUUAAGUAUUAGUUUUUCACUUGCUAAUCAAGGGAUAUUCAUGUACUUGAUCACUUUUCGAACAAUUGCGGAGCUCUCCACACCAUUUGUCAAUUUGCGAUGGUACCACUACCAGUUGGGAAACAAGGACAACUUCUGGUACAAGUUUGCUUCGCUGAGUAUGAUGGCACUUUUCUUUCUUUCUAGAAUAGCUACACUUCCUUACAAUUGGUAUGCCCUCAUUGUAACAUUGAUGGACCCUCAGUGUGCUGUGAUUGUGAAGAUUUACUAUAGAGUGUGGAUUGUUAGUGGAUACUUAGUAUUGGACUUUCUGAAUUUGUACUGGUUUUCGAAGAUGCUCAAAGGUGCUAGGAAGUUCUUUUCUCAAAAGAAGGACAGUUAAUCACCGACUGUUAUUAUAUAUACCCAUAUUUAUUUGUAUGACUAUUGCUUUAUGUGCUCCUGCUAUCAUAGACAUAGUUAUCCCCCAAAAAUUGUUGGGAGUAGCUAGUCAUUAUUUGUGACACCAA
This is a messenger RNA of Halichondria panicea, 1026 nucleotides long. RefSeq names its product TLC domain-containing protein 4-B-like. The transcript is spliced from 2 exons. NCBI's taxonomy places the organism in Eukaryota, Metazoa, Porifera, Demospongiae, Suberitida, Halichondriidae. The record is from RefSeq and is a predicted model, not a curated record. Gene Ontology annotation, cellular component: endoplasmic reticulum; membrane. The coding region runs from base 111 to 899 and encodes 262 amino acids. Gene Ontology annotation, biological process: lipid homeostasis.